This is a messenger RNA of Lineus longissimus, 1699 nucleotides long. RefSeq names its product ribonuclease H1-like. The record is from RefSeq and is a predicted model, not a curated record. Gene Ontology annotation, biological process: DNA replication, removal of RNA primer. Lineage: Eukaryota; Metazoa; Nemertea; Pilidiophora; Heteronemertea; Lineidae. The transcript is spliced from 8 exons. Bases 38 to 1177 code for a protein of 379 amino acids. Gene Ontology annotation, molecular function: nucleic acid binding; RNA-DNA hybrid ribonuclease activity; magnesium ion binding.
CCAUGAAAAAAAACAAACCGGCGAAAUGACAUGAAAAAUGUUCAGACUUUGGUCGAUUUCAUCCCUUAUUUCACACUGCAGAAAGACUUUCAGGAUGCCGUUUUACGCAGUGAGCAGAGGCCGACACACUGGUGUUUACAAUUCUUGGUCUGAAUGCCAAGAACAAGUGAAAGGAUUUUCUGGUGCUAAGUUUAAGAAGUUUUCGGCAGAGGGAGAUGCCUGGUCAUUCGUUCAUGCUGCAGCUCCUCAAGCAAUGGAGGUACCAAAAGCUAAACAUAAACCUCUGCCAACACAACCAGUGACAAAGCAAUCUGGUCCCCCAAGGAAAUCCAUUCUCCUGGAUGACAUCCCAAGUCAUGGCAUUGGUGGAUUUGGUUAUCAAAAUCCUGCAUCCUCCAGUCAUUUACAGAAGAAGGAAGAAGACAAAGCGCAAAUUCUGAAAAAGCUUGAUGUGAUUUCACAGGAAAUGCAGAAACUCAACAAAACGGCUCUUGGAUUACGGAAAUUAUUAAAGGAACAUGAUGAAACUGGGAGUUCUGAUCAAGCUCCGCACACCUUAGUUGGGAAACGACAAAGAGAAGAGCAAAUCUCAGGAUCAAAUAAAAAACAGCGGAGACAAAAGCAAAAGGAACCAGAUCUGUUCUCUGGAAGUGAUGCUGAUCAUGCUAAAGCAGUGGAGGACCCUAUAUCUGUCUAUACUGAUGGUUGUUGCCAUUCCAAUGGGCGUAAAAAAGCAGCUGCUGGUAUUGGUGUCUACUGGGGGCCAGAUGACCCAAACAAUGUAGCUGCAAGAUUGCGAGGGAGGCAGACAAAUAACAGGGCUGAAAUACAGGCUGUAUGCAAGGCGUUACGACAGGCUCAGCAAAUGAGAAAAGCUUCUGUGAUAGUUUAUACCGAUAGCCAAUUUUUGAUAAACUCGAUAACAAAAUGGAUACAUAAAUGGAAACGAAAUGGUUGGAAGCUAACUGAUGGAACAAUUGUUAAAAAUAAGGAUGACUUUGAAGAACUUGACGAAUUACAGAAAGGAAUGACUGUAAAAUAUGUUCAUGUGAAAGGACAUUCAGGAGUCCAUGGAAAUGAACAGGCGGAUCAGCUUGCCAAUCAAGGAGCACGAAAACCAGACCAUGAAAACUUCAAAUUCAGUUUCGAAGAUUCUGAAUCUGAUGAUUCCGACUAAUAAAUAAUGGUAUGAACGAAUGCAUUUAAUUUGAUGUGGUGCUGAAAAUACUAAGGGGUAUUUAUCUAAAUUUGUGGAUCAUAUCACCUGUAUUUGUGCUACAGCAGGAAACAGCAGUUUGUUUGAAUCUGCUGGACAGUGUCAUAUAUCGAUGUGUUCAAAUAGAUUACUCAUGUACAUUCAUUUGGAUUUAGUACAAUGUACUGAAGUUGAUCAGAUAUGAAUUGACACGUACCACAAGGACUGGAAUUUUUCUGUUUGGUUUAUUAGUGUGCACAAGGACAGUCUUUGACUAUGUUUGAUCGUGUUCGAAUUGCCACUAGAGUGUAUUCUCCUCAACUCAUUUUGUGUAGAUGGCAAAUCUCUUGGGAUGCGUCAUUCAUCAUUUUGUUUAUGAUAAUUGGUAAAACAUAUUUAUACUAAUUUAGGGACAAUUAUUGGGAAUACCAAGUCCUUACUGGUUGUUUUGUGACCAUGGUAAAAUCAUUUUUGUUCAUGCACACAGAAAGUUUCUAUUGUAAA